This is a messenger RNA of Quercus robur (English oak), 549 nucleotides long. RefSeq lists its product as uncharacterized. The transcript is spliced from 7 exons. Lineage: Eukaryota; Viridiplantae; Streptophyta; Magnoliopsida; Fagales; Fagaceae. The record is from RefSeq and is a predicted model, not a curated record. The coding region runs from base 1 to 549 and encodes 182 amino acids.
AUGUUGUUGAAGAGAAUAAGAGGGCAGCAGCUUUUAGUUUCAAUAGCUCUCUUGAUCUUUUGUCCAGUUUAUAUGCAACUCUUUCUGGUUGAGACGGUUAAGCUGGCUCCAAAGAGGGACCAAGAUUCAGCUUGCUUGACUACGCCAAUUAAAAUUAUCCAGAAACGAUACAAAUCAAUGAAAGAUGCUGCUACAAUAGUUAUGAGUAGUCCAACAUUAAGGGGCAUAUCUCUGGUUUCUUUCUUCUUUGAGUUGGGAAAGUUUGGCAUCAACUUUGUCUUAAUGUACUAUCUGAAGGCAGCUUUUGGUUUUGACAAAAAUGAGUUCUCAGAAAUUCUGAUGCUUAUGGGAUUCGGUUCAAUUAUUUCACAGAUGUUGGUGCUUCCACUAAUAAAUCCAUUGGUUGGAGAGAAGGUGAUAUUGUGCAUAGGAAUGCUUGCAUCAAUAGCUUAUGCAUUAUUCAAUGGCCUUGCAUGGGCACCAUGGGCUAUUUUGAAUUUUAUAGUUUCUAUUCCUCCUUUUGGAGUUAUAAAAUCAAUCAUGUGUUAA